AUGGCACCUUCAGUCCUUCCGUACCGUGAUAUCAACCUACACGCCUCGUCAUCCCACUAUGCCUUCACGUCGCCGUCGUCGCCAAACGCCCCGGCUCUUGUCGUGGAUCGCCCAACCGGCGACCUGCGCCUUCACAGUGGCCCCCUGUCUGACGCAAAGCGGAUCUCCAGUAUCGCAGGUAUCCUGGGUAUCAUCAAAUUGAAACUAGAUAAAUACAUCAUAGUGAUCACCAAGGCCCAACCCAUGGGACGCUUACGCGGCCAUAUGGUCUACAAGGUCGCGGCGACAGAGUUCCUUCCCCUCCGCGAGCGUCCGCUCCACGAUCACGAUGAAGAUACGUAUCUGGCGCUGCUGAAAGAGCUCCUGCGGACCGGGCCGAUGUAUUUCUCCUACGCCCUGGAUCUUACCAACAGCUUCCAACGCCAGUCGCAAUGCGAUCCUACACUCCCCAUGUGGAAACGGGCUGAUGACCGAUUCUUCUGGAAUCGAUUCAUCCAGACGGAUUUGAUCGACUUCAGUCUCGGGGUUCAGGACUCGACAGGGAUGCGGUACAGCGGCCCCCAGCCGGGAGUUGAUCCUUUCAUUUUACCGGUGAUGUUCGGCAUGCUGCGCAUCACGCCUGCAAAGGUGAAGUCAACAUCAUUCACCUUCGCUCUUAUCACUCGCCGAUCCCGUCAUCGGGCUGGCACGAGAUACUUCUCACGGGGCAUAGACGAGAAGGGUAAUGUCUCGAACUACAACGAGACAGAACAGAUCGUCAUCCUGAAUGACGCUACUGGCGGGCUGUCCGGAUUCGCUGGAGGCCAAUCGAUGACUAAGGAUAAGGCCGGUAACCCCGGGAGCGUCCCGGUAUAUUGGGCCGAGGUCAACAACCUCAAGUAUACCCCAAAGCUGCAGGUCCGCGGUGUCGAGACUGCUCUGGAUGCUGCUCAGAAACAUUUCUCGGAGCAGAUUCGCCUCUAUGGAGAAAAUUAUCUUGUCAAUCUGGUGAACCAGAAGGGGAGAGAAGCACGGGUGAAAGAUGCAUACGAACAGUUAAUUCGCAUCAUCGUCUCCCCCUCCGCCGAAACCACCGAAAGGGACCAGGUAUCAUCAGAGAAGAUGCAUGUUUUAGAACCGGGGCAUCGACAAAAAGAACUGGAUCGUCUCCAUUACAUAUAUUUUGACUUCCACAACGAAACGAAGGGUCUGAAGUGGCACCGUGCAGAACUCUUGUUAGACCGCUUGAUCGGCGGGCUGAACGCAGGCGGCUACUUCCGCGGUGUGGAAGAUCCCACUGCUCCCAGCGGACAGCUUGACGCGCGCUCUGUACAGACCAGCGUCGUUAGGACCAACUGUAUGGAUUGCUUGGAUCGAACCAACGUCGUGCAAAGCAUGCUUGGACGGUGGGCCAUCACCCGUCAGCUGAUGGACGCUGGGGUUCUUCGGCCGGGUGAGGCAGCCAACGACGAUCGGGAUUUCGAAAACCUUUUCCGCAAUAUUUGGGCGGACAAUGCGGACGUUGUCUCCAAAUCAUACUCCGGCACUGGUGCGUUGAAAACGGACUUCACCCGUACUGGUCAGCGUACCCGAGCCGGAAUGUUGCAAGAUCUCAACAAUUCUAUCACGCGCUAUGUGCGCAACAACUUCCUAGAUGGCCCUCGACAGGAUGGGUUCGAUGUCUUCUUGGGUGCCUAUCUGCCGCCGGACUCUACGCUUGGAAACUUGCGACUCUUCCUGGAUCGCCGGCCUCUAAUUAUCCAGUCGAUCCCCUAUAUCCUUGCGGCCGGCGUUUUCAUGAUCAUGGUUUCUAUGUUCACUAGACGCUUGCCUGACGCAGCCGUGUGGCCGCUGCGGCUGUUCGUUAUCUUCUGGCUUGUCAUUUCUGCAUGGUGCGCUCGCUUCAUCAUUGCGCACGGAAUGCUAUAUGUCAACUGGCCCAAGUUGAACACGCCAGCAGCUGGCUCCGAAGGAUACCAGGACGCUUUGAUCAAGGCGCGCACCGACCCCAUUGUCGGGAAGUUCCUCCCUGUUAGAAGACACCAACGGGGCUAUAGCAACGCUCGGUUAGGCUUCUUGGAAGAAGGAAAAACGAGGAUCGAGUAA
Molecule: messenger RNA, 2085 nt
Organism: Aspergillus terreus NIH2624
Lineage: Eukaryota; Fungi; Ascomycota; Eurotiomycetes; Eurotiales; Aspergillaceae
Product: putative phosphoinositide phosphatase (Sac1)
Exons: 4
Coding region: 1-2085 (694 amino acids)
Biological process (GO): phosphatidylinositol dephosphorylation
Cellular component (GO): endoplasmic reticulum
Molecular function (GO): phosphatidylinositol-4-phosphate phosphatase activity
Source: RefSeq, a predicted model, not a curated record